This is a messenger RNA of Chaetomium globosum CBS 148.51, 360 nucleotides long. RefSeq lists its product as uncharacterized. The record is from RefSeq and is a predicted model, not a curated record. Lineage: Eukaryota; Fungi; Ascomycota; Sordariomycetes; Sordariales; Chaetomiaceae. The transcript has 2 exons. The coding region runs from base 1 to 360 and encodes 119 amino acids.
AUGUGCCGCAAGUAUCAGCGCAUCGGACGGUGCGGACACGUCUACAGAGAGAGCUGGAGUCCCUCUGACCCCAGGGACUGCAGCACAGCACGGGCUCGAGCACGCCGAACCGGAAAUGCAGCCAGACAUUGCAGGCACUCCGACAGCGGUGGCCGUUCGACCCACGUCACAAGCGACAACACCCAAGUCUGCAACUCCACCACGUGCUACAGAGACUACAUCCUCCGGACGAACGGCUGGACGUGCCACAAAUGCGGUGGCCAGAACAGCGGCACCAGCAGGUCCUGUGUGCACAGCGACGUGGUCGACUAUUCCUCCGGGUCGUCGUCGUCCGGCGGCGGCGGUUAUGAGGAUGGGUGA